AUGUACCGAAGAAUGUCGACCUACGAGAAAUGGACUAAAGAGGCAUUAAUUGCACGGGUUUUGGAGCUAGAGAACAAGACCAAGCCACAUGUACCGAAAUCGUCGGCCAAGGAGCUGCCGACGAAGCGGGCAAAGCAAAUGGACUUUUCCAAGUAUACCACCCGUCCUGUCGCUAUUCGAUUCGCAUAUCUGGGGUGGAAUUACCAUGGACUCGCGGUACAGAAAGACCCCAAGACGCCGACUGUUGAACAGAAAAUACUGAAUGCAUUGUACAAAACACGCUGUAUUCCGAGCGAGAAUCCCCUGGACUGCAAUUUCAGCCGCUGCGGACGAACAGAUCGGGAUGUCAGUGCAAUGGCUCAAGUGAUCUCGCUGAAUUUACGGUCAAACCUGUCUCUUGAAGAGCAAAGAGAUCCAGCAAACGAUUCUCGGGAGCUGGACUAUCUCAAGAUUCUCAAUAGCCAUCUACCAGCGGAUAUUUUGGCAUACGAGAUCUGCCUUCGUCCACCCGAGGGAUUUGACGCACGGUUUAGCUGCAAAUACAGACAUUACAGAUACUUUUUCAAUGCCAGAGAUCUGGAUGUUGAGAAGAUGAACGAGGCUGCGCAACUGUUAAUCGGUGAACAUGAUUUUCGAAACCUCUGUAAAGUAGACGCCUCGAAGCAGAUCACCAAUUUCAAGCGGACAAUUCUUCAAGCAGAAAUUGUCCACUCCACUGGGGACCUUCACUUUCUUAGCCUUCGGGGCACUGCUUUCCUGUGGAACCAAGUGCGAUCUGUUAUGGCGAUUUUAUUUAUUAUUGGCCAGGGCCUUGAACCGGUUGAUGUCUUGAGCAGACUUUUGGAUGUCGAUGCUACACCACGUCGUCCAGCAUAUGAGAUUGCUUGGGGAGUCCCACUUGUGCUAUACGACUGUGGGUUUGAAGAGAUGGAGUGGAAAAAAAGUGCGUAUACCACUCUAGAGCACGUACACAACGUAUACCAUGAGCACUGGCAAAAAAUGGUCAUGGCCGAGACAAUGUUGCAAGUCGUGUCCCCAUUUUCGCAGCCAUUACCUACUGGAAGACUUAAUGUGGGUGAAGGCAUCAAUCCCCGAUCCAAAUACGUUUCGCUGUUCCAACGACAAUUUCUAGAGAGCCCAGAGGUUGUGAACGAGCGGUGGCUCAGAAAGCAGGACGAGAAACAAACAGAUGAAAAGAGAUAG
Molecule: messenger RNA, 1203 nt
Organism: Wickerhamiella sorbophila
Lineage: Eukaryota; Fungi; Ascomycota; Dipodascomycetes; Dipodascales; Trichomonascaceae
Product: tRNA pseudouridine(38/39) synthase
Exons: 1
Coding region: 1-1203 (400 amino acids)
Biological process (GO): tRNA pseudouridine synthesis; mRNA pseudouridine synthesis
Cellular component (GO): nucleus; cytoplasm
Molecular function (GO): RNA binding; pseudouridine synthase activity
Source: RefSeq, a predicted model, not a curated record